Messenger RNA from Prionailurus viverrinus (fishing cat), 3662 nucleotides. RefSeq names its product methionine adenosyltransferase 1A (gene MAT1A). The record is from RefSeq and is a predicted model, not a curated record. Gene Ontology annotation, cellular component: cytosol. NCBI's taxonomy places the organism in Eukaryota, Metazoa, Chordata, Mammalia, Carnivora, Felidae. The transcript is spliced from 10 exons. Gene Ontology annotation, molecular function: methionine adenosyltransferase activity; ATP binding. Bases 716 to 1906 code for a protein of 396 amino acids. Gene Ontology annotation, biological process: S-adenosylmethionine biosynthetic process.
AGGUGCUUUCUAUCAGCAGAGAAAUGUGGGCUCGAAAGCUUGUCCCCUAAACGAACGUGUUGUGUAACGUCCACGCUGACUCAGAAUACAGGUGCGUGCUCUUGCUCUGAGAAGGCAGAAGAAGGGGGAGAGCCCAGCCCAGACAAGGUGUGGGGGAGGAAAGGGAGCACCCGGUAGCAAAGGCCACCCUGUGCCGCAGCCUUAGCCGAAACCGCAUCUCUGGGAAAGGGCUCCUUGCUGCCUGUUUGGAUCCCUGAGUCACCACAGACCCCCACCCUCCAACGUGGGAUGUUAACCUCGGCCCAAUAUGGAGAUUAGCUGCAGAGCCGAAGCAGAGUCCCAAAGGAGCUUCGGUUCUACAGAAUCUGUACAGCCUUCUUCACUGUGCACUGACCAGACGUUGGGGCUCGGGAAAUCCGAGCUGAGGACCGGAAUUCCUCAAGGAGUCACUCAGGAGCGAGCCAUGACCAGCCGGAGAGAGUGACACGUCGGUACUCAGGCCCGCCCUCCUCACCAUCCUCACCUUCCCCACCUUCCCCUCACGUGCGCACAGGCAGUUCCCCAGAAGCGAGCCCUGUAGCUCUGCCAAAGACAAGCCUGUUGGGUUCCCGGGAGAGAAAAAAAAAAAAAAGGCAACCACACAAAACCACUUCAGGCAAAGUCAACAGCGUUGAAAUCGUUACCUUGAAGAAACCCAGUGGAGAAGUGUGCAAAGAUGAAUGGCCCGGUGGACGGCUUGUGUGACCACUCUCUAAGUGAAGAAGGAGCCUUCAUGUUCACCUCGGAGUCUGUAGGAGAGGGACACCCGGACAAGAUCUGCGACCAGAUCAGUGAUGCCGUGCUGGAUGCCCAUCUGAGGCAGGACCCCAAUGCCAAGGUGGCCUGUGAGACGGUGUGUAAGACGGGCAUGGUGCUACUCUGCGGAGAGAUCACCUCCACGGCCACAGUGGACUACCAGCGGGUGGUGAGAAGCACCAUCAGGCACAUCGGCUACGACGACUCCGCCAAGGGCUUUGACUUCAAGACCUGCAAUGUGCUGGUAGCUCUGGAGCAGCAGUCCCCGGAUAUUGCCCAGUGUGUACAUUUGGACAGAAACGAAGAAGACGUCGGGGCCGGAGACCAGGGUCUGAUGUUCGGCUAUGCCACCGACGAGACAGAAGAGUGUAUGCCCCUCACUAUUAUCCUCGCCCACAAACUCAAUGCCCGAAUGGCGGAACUCAGACGCUCCGGGGUCCUCCCCUGGCUGAGGCCUGAUUCCAAGACCCAGGUGACAGUUCAGUACAUACAGGACAACGGUGCGGUCAUCCCCGUGCGCAUCCACACCAUCGUCAUCUCCGUGCAGCACAAUGAAGACAUAACGCUGGAAGACAUGCGCCAGGCCCUGAAAGAGCAGGUGAUCGAGGCCGUGGUGCCAGCCAAAUACCUGGACGAAGACACCGUUUACCACCUGCAGCCCAGCGGGCGGUUUGUCAUCGGAGGUCCCCAGGGGGAUGCGGGCGUCACUGGCCGCAAAAUUAUUGUGGACACCUAUGGCGGUUGGGGGGCGCACGGUGGAGGGGCCUUCUCUGGGAAGGACUACACCAAGGUGGACCGCUCGGCAGCUUAUGCUGCCCGCUGGGUGGCCAAGUCCCUGGUGAAAGCGGGACUCUGCCGGAGAGUGCUCGUGCAGGUUUCCUACGCCAUCGGUGUGGCUGAGCCACUGUCCAUUUCCAUCUUCACCUAUGGAACCUCUCAGAAGACAGAGAGAGAGCUGCUAGAUGUGGUCAACAAGAAUUUCGACCUUCGGCCCGGGGUCAUCGUCAGGGACUUGGAUUUGAAGAAGCCCAUCUACCAGAAGACGGCGUGCUAUGGCCAUUUUGGAAGAAACGAGUUCCCAUGGGAAAUUCCCAAGAAGCUCGUGUUUUAGAGCUGGUGGGCGCAGGGCUUGCCUCGCCCUGGAAGCUUCUGGAUUGGCACCUCUUGUCCAGGACCCCAACUCUCAGAUGUCCCAGAACCAGGGCCCUGACCGCUCCCCCCCCCCCCGCCACUGCAUGGAGUGCCUUCCCCACCCACUGCCCCCUCCUGGACCAAGCUGCACCCCUAGGGCUAGCCCUGUGCUGUCGUCACUGUGAAUGGCAGGGGGCUUGCUGGUGCCUGGGGUCAGACCUCCUCAUGGAGGUAGUCACACUGUCCCCCUGCUUUUCCCUCAGACUGAGGCAAUGUUAAUUUAGUGGAAAAACCACCCCUGUGAAGAGUAAAUCCCCCCACGCCUCCCCCAUGGCUGGUCCCCUCCUCCCUCACAGAUCUCAGGGAUCCUGGGUGUGCUGGCUGUGCCCUUCCCAUCUGUGGCCUGUGCCCUGAGCCAAGGGCCUUCAUAGAGGCAUCUCAGGCUAGGCAUCCGGCGGGGACAGGAACAGGGGCUGACACCUGCUGAGCAGCUAUGGUGUUCGAGGGCCCGAGCCAAUUACCGACCUCGUUUCUUCUUCACCGCAACACGGUGAGGUGACACCUCAUUCCCACUUUCCAUAUGGGGAAACUGAGUCGCAGACCGCCUAGGUAACUUUCCCAAGGUCCUACAGCCACAUGUGUCAGGACCCACACAUGAUCCAGGGGCUUUGACUCGGGAGCCCGUACGCAGCCCCCAACCCUGUUCCCAUCUCAUGCCGGACGGAGGCUUGAGCAAUGACCAGCAGCUCUGUGGCCUCUGUCCUGAAGACCUGAGCUUGCUGCUCUCCUCUUGGUGAGCCCUGGGCAGGGAUAUGCGAAGUCAGGACAGAGAAGCAGCUUGUCCCAGCUCAGGUGGCCAGCCCCUUAGAUGGGUCCGGAACCCCAUAGCUUCCAGCCCUUCUCUCUUUGGCCUCUUGGUCUGAAUGCUGUUGGAAUAAGUGUGUUAGCCCCUCAGACGCCCCUUCCGGAGAGGCCACUCGUAAGGGCCGAAUAUCUAAUGUUAAGUAGUGACCCCAGGUGGCGGAGCUGAACUCCUAGCGAUAGACAAGUUGGCUGAGGUGUCAUGAGGAGAUUCUGCCUUUGCCAGGGGGCUCCCGGGGCACAGCCCUCAAGGGGCCUGAGUGGUCCUCGGUGCGCUAAGGUCUUGGAAGCUGUACGUUCACCUGCCUUUCCGUCCCUGGCCAGCCCUGCCUCCCCCACCUGUCAGCCUGGGCCGCUGACAGCAGUGUCUCUGCCUUCUCCCUAGCUGCCCAGACCACAGGAUCAGGUAGGGGCCCCCAAGGGUCCCAUAGAGCACUGAGGCCUGGGCUUUGGUCCAGGAUCCCUGGCGCUGGUUCUGGCUGAACCAGGCAGCCCAAGAACCCUCAUCUGGGGAGCAGACGGCCUGCAUCUGGGCUCCAGGCCUGACGCACAAAGACCCCAAGCUUUUCUCCUUACGUCAGGGAAAAGGCAGCUCUUCAGGGGAGAAAAAGAAGGCCGAUUUACCACAGAGACCUAGAGCUCGUGUCCGCUCCCAGCAAGUCUCAAGCUCCCUCCAGGAGAGGGAGGCACAAGCUUGCAGGCCGUCAAUGCCUCCCACUCAAGCCCUAUUCACAGUGAAAAUUCAGAAUUGCAUGGUUGCCCCUCCCCCCCGGAGAUAAAAUACCUUUUUUUGGACAUUGUUGAUAUGAAACUCGAACCUUUAUGUGUUAAUAGUUCCUGCUGGGACAGUGAAUAAACAACUACUCUGUGCUUGG